Messenger RNA from Serpula lacrymans var. lacrymans S7.9, 1515 nucleotides. Its product is annotated as glycoside hydrolase family 5 protein. Bases 38 to 1303 code for a protein of 421 amino acids. The transcript has 7 exons. Gene Ontology annotation, cellular component: extracellular region; cell surface. Gene Ontology annotation, molecular function: beta-glucosidase activity. NCBI's taxonomy places the organism in Eukaryota, Fungi, Basidiomycota, Agaricomycetes, Boletales, Serpulaceae. Gene Ontology annotation, biological process: glucan catabolic process. The record is from RefSeq and is a predicted model, not a curated record.
GUUCCCCCUGGAGGACAAUUAAUACCAUUCUCUCGCCAUGCCAUUCCUUCGUCACGUCGCAUUUGCGCUCCUCGGUCUUUCUCUCGCUCCUUCAGCUCUCUCCUUUAGCCCUGGUUUUCCAUAUGGGUCCCAGAAAGUGCGCGGAGUCAACCUCGGUGGUUGGCUCGUUCUCGAGCCUUGGAUCACUCCUAGUCUUUUUGAUAACACAGGAAAUUCAGCAAUCGUGGACGAGUGGACUUUUGGCCAACAUCAGAAUCGUGUGGUAGCUGAAGCCACUCUUCAAACCCAUUGGAACACAUGGAUUACCGAGAGUGACUUUGCCAAUAUUGCUGCAGCUGGGCUCAAUCAUGUACGACUGCCCAUCGGCUACUGGGCAUUCGAGGUUGGCCCCGGAGAGCCAUAUAUCCAAGGGCAGCUUCCCUAUCUGCAAAAGGCAGUAACUUGGGCUGGCAAUCAUGGACUGAAACUCAUAAUUGAUCUGCAUGGUGCACCUGGAAGCCAGAACGGCUUUGACAACUCCGGGCAAAGGAUGUCGUUUCCGCACUGGCAGUCUAACCAGACUAAUAUUGAUCGAACCAACGCUGUCAUGAAAACUAUUGCGACUAUGUUCACAAGUAAUCCGAACGUUAUCCCUAUUAUUGCUCCUCUGAACGAGCCUGCAGGAUUUGAUGGUGCAGCUGUACUGAACGCCACACGUGACUAUUGGGGUAGCUCAUAUCAGAGUAUUAGAUAUCCUCAUGGACAGUCACAGUCACCAAGUAACAUUGUCGAGUUGAUCCAUGAUGCUUUCCAACCUCCUAGCUAUUGGAAAGGCUUCGAGGUAGCGCCCAACUUUCAAGGAGUAGCUAUGGACACUCACAUUUAUCAAGUUUUCUCUGAUUCUGAAGUCGCAAUGAGCUAUCAGCAACACAUUAAAACGGCGUGUCAAACUCAGUCAACCCUGUCUAGCUACGACCUGUGGAUUAUUGUUGGCGAGUGGGCCAGUGCCCCAACUGACUGUGCAAAAUAUUUGAACGGACGUGGUGUUGGCGCGCGCUACGAUGGCUCGUACUCCGGCUCCACCAAAGUGGGUAGUUGUUCUGGGAUGACUGGAAGCGCGUCAUCAUUCAGUUCAAGCUACAAAACUUUCUUGGGGCAGUUCUGGGAAGCGCAAGUGAUAUCGUACGAAAAGAGUGGCGAUGGAUGGAUCCAGUGGACGUGGAAGGCUGAGAACGCUGAUGAUUGGUCCUACGAGGCCGGCUUAGCAAAUGGCUGGAUCCCGAAAGAUCCAACGAAACUGCAAUACCCCAACAUAUGCAACUAGGCGGUGGAUAUUGUCCGUGCAUAAUAGAAACGGGAUCCAACUACGAACACUACUAGCUGAUUAUCAUCACUGCCUAACUGGUCUCUCUGAUCAGCUAUACAAAUAAUUAAUUUUUGUACCAUAAUGCCAAGUUGUACAUAGCAUGGCUUGCAACACAGUAAUCCAUCAGUUGAGCUAAAAUAGACAGGUUGGGUAUCAACAAAGGUCAGCGU